Prunus armeniaca (apricot) is the source of this 585-nucleotide messenger RNA. The record is from the annotation of a GenBank genome assembly. Lineage: Eukaryota; Viridiplantae; Streptophyta; Magnoliopsida; Rosales; Rosaceae.
AUGACGGCCUGCUUGUUUCUAAAUCUGCCACUUUCUUCUUCAUCUGCCGCGUUUACUUAUCAUACUAAUAAGAAUUACCCAUCACUAGCUUCACACCUACUUCUCACUCUAACCCCAAACCAGUCCUCUCUUCGAGCCUCUCGGUUCUUACGCCAAAUCAAAGCCUCAUCAGCUUCCAUGGAAGCCCAGCAAAGUGAGACCGGCGUCUCAACCCCACCUAUGAAGCUCUUGUUCGUGGAGAUGGGCGUGGGCUACGACCAACAUGGCCAAGACGUUACCGCUGCAGCAAUGCGGGCUUGCAGAGAUGCCAUCACCUCUAAUUCAAUCCCUGCGUUUCGAAGAGGAUCAAUACCUGGUGUUACGUUUGAGGAGAUGAAACUAGAGAUCAAGCUGGGUGUGCCUCAUUUACUCCAACCAUUACUGGAUGUCGAGAGGGUCAAAUCAGUCUUUCCUUAUGGAAAAAUUGUGAAAGUUGAAGUUGUGGAUGGCGGACUGAUAUGCUCAAGUGGUGUGUGCGUGGAAGAAAUGGGAGAUAAGAAUGACGACUGUUAUAUAGUGAAUGCAGCAGUCUACAUUGGUUACUAG